This is a messenger RNA of Coregonus clupeaformis (lake whitefish), 3029 nucleotides long. RefSeq names its product probable tRNA methyltransferase 9B. The coding region runs from base 700 to 2010 and encodes 436 amino acids. Gene Ontology annotation, molecular function: tRNA binding; S-adenosylmethionine-dependent methyltransferase activity. The transcript has 8 exons. Gene Ontology annotation, biological process: tRNA wobble uridine modification. The record is from RefSeq and is a predicted model, not a curated record. NCBI's taxonomy places the organism in Eukaryota, Metazoa, Chordata, Actinopteri, Salmoniformes, Salmonidae. Gene Ontology annotation, cellular component: cytoplasm; nucleus.
GGCAUCAAGCUGAUGGUGCGGUGGCUUCUCGGAGUGAAGAACAACCAGAGUAAAUCGGGCAACUCCACUCUGAGGAUGCUAACAGCCAUACUGAACAGUGACUGGGACCUUACAGAGCAGGGCAAGAUCAGGGACUGCACUCAUAAGCUCUGGUCCAUGUCGUUAGUGCGCGUGCCUUCACUAAGAAGCCUGAUAUGUCCCGGCUGCGUCUUGUCGCGGGGUGUGCUGUCCUGAAGCUGGCUCAGGAGCCCUGCUACCACGAUAUCAUCACCUUAGAGCAAUACCAGCUCUAUUCUCUGGUCAUCAACGUAACAGAGGAUUCCUGCUACCAUGAGAUCAUCACCUUGGAGCAAUACCAGCCGACGAGUGUUAUCAGGUGCGGCAGACCUUUGCCCAGAAGCUCCACCGGGGUCUAUGUCGUCUGCGUCUGCCCCUGGAGUACCUGGCAUUGUUCACUCUGUGUGCCAUGGACCCCAUGAAUGAGCGGCGGGCGCAUUCACGUCAGUGUCUGGUCAAAAACAUAAACCUCAGGAGGGAGUACCUGAAACAGCAUGCCGCCAUCAGUGAGAAGCUGUUCUCGCUGCUGCCAGAGUACGUGGUGCCGUACGCCAUCCACCUUCUAGUCCAUGACCCAGACUACGUCAAGGUGCAGGACAUCGAGCAGCUCAAAGGACUGUGCUGGUUUAUGAGCGAGCCUGGAUGACCGUGAUGGAGGAGGCUGCCACUCGGCUGGAGAGGGAGCAUGUGCACAGCGUCUACGAGAAGAUUGCUCCCUAUUUUAACGACAGCCGCUACAAGGCCUGGCCCAAGGUGCGCCAGUUCCUACUGGAGCAUGAGCCUGGAAGUAUCAUCGCUGACGUGGGCUGUGGCAAUGGCAAGUACUUGCACAUCAACGGCAGUGUGUUUAAGCUGGGCUGUGACGUGUGUCGCCCCCUGGUGGACUCUGCCUGGAGCCAGGGCCACGAGGUGCAGCUGUGUGACUGCCUCAGGCUGCCCUACAGGGACAGCUGCUUUGACGGCGUCCUCUCCAUCGCAGUCAUCCAUCAUCUGUCCACCAAAGAGCGUCGUAUUCGAGCAAUAAAGGAAAUGGCAAGGACCCUGCGUGUGGGCGGGCGCAUCAUGAUCUACGUGUGGGCCAUGGAGCAGACACGGCGGAAGUUUCAGAAGCAGGACAUCUUCGUGCCCUGGAACCCCAACCCCCCGUCCCCCACCCUGGACAGGGAGAGGCCCACACCCCGGAGGAGGGGCGCAGCACAGAGUGUAAGCGAAUGCCUCUACAGCGACAACAAAGACGAGCACAGGAAGGUGAAAAGCACAUCGUUCAUGCUGGACGAAGAGGAGAUUGCCUGUAGUCCCCAGCAGAGCCAGAGGCUGUGGUUCUUCUCGCGCUCCCUGGACUCGGUCUUUGACUUUGGCAGCCUGACCAUCUCCAGGUCCACCUCCAGGGAGCUCAUCAGCACCUUCUCCUCCCGGCUUGGGGAGGGAGGCAAGGUCGGCCGCAGAGGCAGGGGAGCGGGCCUCAUCAAGCAGGUUUCCAGCCUCUUUUCUGGCUUAUCUAGGAACAGCUCGGAGGAAGACGUCUUUGACUCGGCCACAGACUUAGUCAAGAGCCAGAGAGAUCAUGGGGUGUGCAGCAACGACAACCACUCCCCCUCCACAGAGAUGACCAGUGUCUCUACCGCCUUGGUCCAGGAGUGUGGCUCUGUGGCCCUGCCUGACCUGGUCUCCUCCUACCAGAUGGAGCACACAGAGGGACCAGGGCAGCCAGGGGAGAGGGAUGCAGGCCCACCAGGAGACCUCAAACAGGGACAGAACAGCAGUCAGUGCCCCCAGGACAGUGAAGGGGAGCCGGCGGCCGCCUCGUGUCUGCGCUAUUACCACGUGUUCCGGGAGGGCGAGCUGGCGGAGCUGAUCGAGAGCCACGUCGAGGAGCUCCACGUCCUUUACUCCUGCUCUGACCACGCCAACUGGUGCGUGGUGGCCGAGAAGGUCCAGGUUUGGAAGGUAUGACUUGGUUUUAACAAGUUUUAUUUUAUUUUGUAUCAUGAUUUAUUCAUCUUGCGCUUCAAAUAUAUAUAGAAAAAAAUGUUGAGAGAUGUUGAAGGUACUGUUCACAUUCUUACAGUGUUUUAAGAGUUACUGUGUUUUGCAAAUGAAUAGCACCUAAUAAGCAGUAUCCAGGGACCCAGGGCCAGGGUAUAUCUGGCUGUGUCCCAAAUGGCACCCUAUUCCCUAGACUUCUAUCCUCUGUUCCAAUGCUGCUGUCAAUGGACCACCAAUAACUAUGAAAAAUGUCCGCUAAGGAGUCGCGUCAUUUCAGUUUUCCCCCUCUAGAUUUUGCUUUUCUGUUUUUAGCCACAGAGGAACUUAUAGGAUACCCCCCCCCCCCCCUUCCAUCAGCCCUUUAGACUAACCAUUGACCAUUAGUGGUGGAAUGGGUCUCAUAUGCAAAUUCUGCCUGUAUUUGUCUUCAAAUGUUCCGCAAUAUAUAAGAGGAACCAACCUUGCAGCAAUGUUCUGUGAUGUGUUGGUAUCCCUUUCUAUGGACCACCUGUGAAUAAUGGGUCAUGUUCUAAGGAGCCAUGUGCUGUUAUUAAGAACGCUUAAGGCAAGUGCUAUAAUUUUAAUGCUGUGUAUGUGAUUUGGUGUUAAUAUUUUGUCCGGUUGAACUAAACCAAUGUAAUUUUUGGGCCAAAUGAACAGACACACAUCCUAGAUGAUACUGUGAAACGUUGCACUGUAGGUAUGUUGCUGCUUGCUGAAUGUCAGCGGUUCGAACAUGAAUAACUCUCGGAAAACUUGAAACAUUUCUGUAGUCAUUGAACCAGGGCGGUUGCAUAAGCCUGUCAAUGCAGUGCAACAUGUCUAGACCCACUACUGUUACUGGUAUAGAGAUUGAUAUCUCACCUAGCUACAUUAUUUUUGUAAAAAAAUGUUUUAAGGUUUACUUUUAAAAUGGACAUUUCUUAAAAUAAUUUGUCAGUGUAUGUUUUUGUUUACCCCAUUAAUAAAUAAUUUUUAUGAAUCUC